ACCUGAAUGAUGUUGUUACAGGAGCGACAAAAGAGAUCGGCACAGCGCUCACGAGGGUGUGUCUUCGGCAUCGAGCUAUUGAGACCAGGAUGAAGACGUUCAUAAGCGCUUUAAUGGAUACGCUGAUUACUCCGCUAUCGGAGCGGGCGGACGACUGGCGCCGGGGUGGCUGCGCGACCGGUGCCCUUAGUCGGGAACACGCUCGCGAGUGUAAACGAGCGCGGGCAGAACUCAGACGGAGGGUUCAAGAGGCACAACGGCAUGCCAGGAAAGCGCGUCGUGCUCAACCAGACGCGAAACGACGGGCUGAUGUCUGUAUGCAGGAUGUCCAGGAACGCAAACAACAGUUGGAAGAAAUGGAAGAGAAGGCGGUUAAAGCCGCUCUUAUUGAGGAGAGGAGCCGCUUCUGCCACUUCGUAUCGUUACUCAAUCCCGUUGUGGAGAGUGAAGUAGCAAUGCUAGCGGAGGUCGGCCACCUGCAGGAAGGCAGCGAGCAGCUCGUACGCCACACGGCGGAGCCUAGAACUUUACCAGCGGCCAGCUUACAGGUGGUAUGCGAUGUGAAAUCCUGCUACAGUGGUUGGGUCGAGAGUGGUUCCGCGCCACACUCGCCCUCCACUUCCUCAAGACUUGGAAGCCGAAAGUCCAGCCUUACUUCUAUCUCCUCACUGAAUAGCCAGUGUUCAGACCAGCAUGGCACAAGUGUAAGCGGAGGCGGAGGCAGUUGUGCGGGAAUAGUUGGAGGUAGCUCGACCCCGCUGUCGAGUGCGUCUUCAGCCGGCACGCUUCCUGCUUGCGACACGCCGCUCGCCGCUUCACAGUCAGUGUUCCGUUUGGCGAGCGUGUGCAGUGCCGACUCGGGUUUCCGAUCACAGGACGCUUUACAACGACGUUCGCUCUACGUUGACAAUGGUUCGGACAAUCAGAGCGUUAGCAGCGAAUGCAUCACGCCGGCUAAACACAUCGACGACGAACACGCGGACGACUCCCACGAUGGCAUCUCGAAUGCUGCGUCAGCGACAUGGCCUGACCUGAAGGAUACCGCUCAAUUCGAAAGGGCGGCGUCGGCUAUUAUGGGAGGGCGACCACACACUAUAUCAGCAGCGUGCGAGCGCGGCCACCCGCGAGCCGCCCUCAGCGUGCUGUCGUUCCGCGGCGACAAGCCUGACGAUGAACAUUCCAUCUACGCACGCCCGCCGCUGCCCACACGGUGUUCAUCGUUGGAGCGGCCAUCCGUGCCCGCUAAGUCGACCAACGCCAACACUGGGCAGUCGGAGUUUAAACCCACCAAGCCUUCGUCGCUGCCGCCGCAUCUCACUAAAGACAUGCCAGCGCUGUACGUGAACCUGUCCGAGCUGGCGACUUUAGCAGCGGCGCGGGCGCACCACCACGCCACCACGGCCACCACUGCUGCGGCUGCCGUUGCCGGCGACCACCCGCACCAGGAGAAGGUAACCUUACAAUUUAUAUUUCUUUUUAUACUACUUAGA
Messenger RNA from Galleria mellonella (greater wax moth), 1490 nucleotides. Its product is annotated as protein MTSS 1-like. The transcript is spliced from 12 exons. Gene Ontology annotation, cellular component: actin cytoskeleton; cytoplasmic side of plasma membrane. Gene Ontology annotation, molecular function: phospholipid binding; actin binding. The annotation marks the transcript as partial. The record is from RefSeq and is a predicted model, not a curated record. Gene Ontology annotation, biological process: cell projection assembly; plasma membrane organization. Lineage: Eukaryota; Metazoa; Arthropoda; Insecta; Lepidoptera; Pyralidae.